Messenger RNA from Corticium candelabrum, 2495 nucleotides. Its product is annotated as 85/88 kDa calcium-independent phospholipase A2-like. Gene Ontology annotation, molecular function: protein binding. The transcript has 9 exons. Gene Ontology annotation, biological process: lipid metabolic process; positive regulation of ceramide biosynthetic process. The record is from RefSeq and is a predicted model, not a curated record. The coding region runs from base 105 to 2396 and encodes 763 amino acids. Lineage: Eukaryota; Metazoa; Porifera; Homoscleromorpha; Homosclerophorida; Plakinidae. Gene Ontology annotation, cellular component: mitochondrion.
CGUACUAGGCGACAUCAAAAUUUAAAUUUGAAUAAAGUUGUUGUUCGAAGUCUAACUUUGCUGUUGAGUGUAUACUAACACUACUCUUGACUGAGGGUGCCCCAAUGGGAAACACAGAGUCUUUCGAGGUAGAAGAAAGGGAACCGAGCAAGUUGCAAUCGGGAGAGAUAAUCAAGCGCGAAGGACCGUUCUCAUUAUACGCUCUCAAAUACACGAGGUCACUAUGGUACGAAGCUGUGUUGAACGAGGACGUCUUCUCUCCCAAACACUUCAGUCUCUUCAGACUGAAAGACCGCACAACAGCCGAGCAUCAAUUUUCAAAGGUCUGCACUCAGUUGAUGCCAUACUGUCAAGGCUCACAAGAAUGUUACAACAAGAAGACACUAAAGCGACUGUUGCGUUGCCUUGAGGAGCAGAGAGGUUGGUCUCCAGCUCAUGUAGCUGUCAGUGCUGGUAUUUCGAGUUGUCUCAAUCGAGAGGAGUUCAAGGAGCAUUUGGAUAGCGCGUUAAACGAGAGUGGUCAGACGCCGUUGCUUCUUGCCUGUAGCUUAGCAGAAGUGCAGUGUGUCAGGGUUCUCUUGCAAUUGGGCGUCGAUGUGGGUGCAGUGGAUGGUAGCGAGGAGGGAAGGAAUGCAAUUCACGUGGCUUCUGAGAAAUCACCUGAAUGUUUGGAAGCGUUGCUUGUAUCAGAGCUUGUGGUGGAACGAUAUGGAUAUGGCCUGAGUCACCUGGUCAACUACCAGACAAAGCUGCUGGAGACCUCUUUACACAUUGCGUGCAGAUACCAACAAGCAACUUCGAUUCAAUUGCUUUUGAUGCAUGGGGCUGACCCAGAAGUUGCCAACAAGCAAGGAUUCUUUCCAAUCCAUUUGGCCUCGCAAGUUGGAUGUGCUGACUGCGUUAAUGUUUUAUGCCAAUUCAAUACUCAACAGUCGAUGCUCAAGGAUGCUAUUCAUGGGAACACUCCUCUUCACUGUGCAUCCCUUCCUGGUUGCAUUCACAUGCUGGUGAAUAAGCACCAAGCUAAUACCGAAGUAAAGAAUGCAGAAGGGUUAACUCCAUUACAUUUCUCCAUUGUUGAGAAUCGCCUUAAGUCGGUCAUUGCCUUGCUAUACGUUGGUGCCAAUCCUGACACUAAAGCUGGCAAAGGAGACAGCCCUUUGCACUUGGCAGUGAAAGUUGGCUCUGUGAGCUUGGUCCAUGCUUUGAUUGUGUUUGGAGCUGACGUCCAUAGUGCAAAUGCUGAAAGCCUACUACCUCUCCAUAUGGCUAGGACGUUAGCCAGUGAUGUUAAUGACAAGCAAUGCAAUAAUUUGCAGAAAUCUCAAGUGGUUGAAGCUCUAGAGGGUGUCCACCAUCUUGACUGGGAAUGCCUUGCUCAAGAAUGCAGAUCAAGUGUGAGUCAAAGCCAAGUUAAAAGAGGAGACACGGUAUUGUGCCUGGAUGGUGGUGGUGUGCGUGGCUUGAUAUUGGUGCAGUUAUUGUUGUCUCUGGAGAAGAUUACCCAGAAAUCUGUUGUUGACUUGUUUGACUGGAUAGGUGGCACCAGCACUGGUGGUCUCUUAGCACUGGCAUUAGUCCAUGCAAAGUCAAACUUGCGUCAAUGUCAAAGUAUCUACUUCAGUAUGAAAGAUGUGGUGUUUAAAGGCGAGAGACCCUUUGCCUCAAAGCCAUUAGAAGAUUUCUUUAAGGAAACGUUCGGAGAGCAAACCACUAUGGACUCGGUUAUGCACCCACGAGUUCUCGUUACCACAACAAUCGCAGAUCGAUUACCCGCUCGAUUGUAUCUGUUCCGAAACUAUGGUGAUCUGCAAGAGGAAGGCGAACCUCCCCCAUCAAGACAGUUGGUAUGGAAGGCAGCGAGAGCCACCGGUGCAGCACCGACAUAUUUUAACACAAUGGGUCGAUUUAUCGACGGUGGCCUUGUGUCCAAUAAUCCUACCCUGGAUGUUUUGUCAGAAAUUCAAAUGCAUCACAAUCGAACAGGUGUCAGUGGUCCCAUGCCUCGAUUGUCUGCUGUAGUUUCACUUGGAACCGGUUGCCAACCCGAGGUGCCCGUGCACUCUGUUAACGUAUUCCGGCCUGUAUCCAUAGCUCAAGCUGCCCACGUUGUUAUGGGAGGAGCGUCCUUAGCUACACUCUUGCUGAAUCAAGUCACUCAAGCUUCAGGUCGACCUGUAGAGAGAUCGCGGUCCUGGUGUAUGACCAUGGACACGCCCUUCUACCGCUUCAGUCCGCUGUUGCAGCAGGAAGUCGAUCUUGCCGAGACGCGAGAUGACGUGUUGGUGAGGAUGCUUUGGCAGACGCAGGUCUACGUUUGUCAACAACGAGAUAAGAUAAAGGAGUUGGCGAUACGACUUUGUAAUAGGAACGUGCACAAUGAAACGAUUGAAUAGGGGAUUUCCGCUGCGGGAGUUGGACACGCCCUGCUACGCAUAACCACGCCUGUAGGCGUGAGUGUAUUCUUAACAAUGCCGAUUCAUCUCUUCGUCGCA